CGGAAGGGAAAGUUACCCAGAAAAUAUUAAAGUUGUGAUCUUUAUUCUUUUUAAUAGAAGCUUUUGUAUCUAAACGCAAUAUGAGUUAUUAUUCAACCAUGUAAUUACUUUGUGAUUGAACAUUUCCCACUUUUUUUUUUGUGAAUUUGGUGAACGUUUUAUGAAUCUUGGCCACAAGCCUAAAGCCAGAUCUAUUUACAUAUAAUAUACCUCUACUUUCUGUGCUGUUUUCAGAUAUUCACAGAAACAUGCUUCAGUAAAGAAGAAAUUUCUGAUAGGGUUAAAUGCGUGUAAAUGUAUAACUUUUUGUAUGCAAUUCAAGGUUUGGUAUUCUGUCUGGGUGCUUGAAUCAAGGGGACUUGAUAUAAGGGUUAAAGAUGCCGGCUAUUUUACUUUCUAAGCUCAAACCUGCAAUAUGUACUGGUUUUCAAAGGUCACUUACAAGAAAACCAGUUCAAUUGUCAAGUUCACCAAGUUCACUGCUUAGGCAGCUCAAAUUUUUGUCUCUGAAUUCAGGGUUGGAUCAGUCCUUGCCUUAUUCAGAUAAAUCUAUAUCUGAUAAGAGGUGCAUUCGAAACCCAUUUUGUAUUAGGACAAAAACAAUGGCUGUGUCUGGUUCCAAGGCUGUUUUCGGAGAUGUUUAUGUGGAUGAGUUGGUAUCAAGUUGUGGGAAUGGCUUGGACUUCCUGAAUCCUACUGGGGUUUAUUUUGCUGAUCGAAGCCAUAGCAGUUGCCAUAAAGCUAGCCUGAUUUUGAGAAAGCGAGAACAACACAACAAUCGAUUUGUUUGUGGGUACAUUAUUUGUGAUGGAGUGCAGGGGAAUACCAAAUAUAAUCCUCCUUUCGGUCAUAGGAUGAAAAGUACCCACACCUCAUCUUUGCCAUGUACCUCUGCUAGGGCAGCUCAUGAUGUGUCAUUUGAUGGCAGUUCCAAGGAUGAACAGACCACACCUGUACAAACUAUUCCAAGUAAGAAAAGCUUGAGACUAGUUUCAGGGUCAUGUUAUCUCCCGCAUCCUGCUAAGGAAAAAACAGGGGGAGAGGAUGCUCACUUCAUUUGUUCAAAUGAAGAAGCCAUAGGGGUAGCUGAUGGUGUUGGAGGCUGGGCAGAAGUUGGCGUUGAUGCCGGAGAAUUUGCCCGUGAACUUAUGUCUAAUUCAGUGGCAGCAAUUCAAGAUGAACCAAAGGGUUCCAUUGACCCAGCCAGAGUAUUAGAGAAGGCCCAUUCAAACAUGAAAUCACAGGGGUCCUCAACUGCCUGCAUCAUUGGCCUUACUGAGGAGGGAAUACAUGCAAUAAAUCUGGGGGACAGCGGUUUCAUAGUGGUUAGGGAUGGUUCCGCCGUCUUCCAUUCCCCAGUGCAGCAACACGGUUUCAAUUUUACAUAUCAAUUGGAGAGUGGUAAUGGUGGUGAUCUACCAAGCACUGGUCAGGUUUUCAGAAUUCCUGUUCUGCCAGGUGAUGUGAUUGUCGCUGGAACAGAUGGUUUGUUCGAUAACUUGUAUAACAAUGAGAUUACUGCUGCUGUGGUUCAUGGUUUAAGAGCUGGCUUCAGACCCCAAUCGACGGCUAAGCAGAUAGCAACUUUGGCUCUGGAACGAGCAGUGGAUAAGAACCGGCAGACACCAUUUGCCAAAGCGGCUCAAGAUUCUGGGUUUCGUUACUAUGGUGGCAAGCUUGACGACAUCACUGUUGUUGUGUCCUACAUUGCUAGCUCUUCCAAUACGUGAAUCUUGGUUUAAGACUAGCUGUUAUGGUGUCUGUAGGAUUUUUGGAAAGCAAUUGAAACCUGGUUAAAGAAGCAUAUUCAUGUUUACCUUUUGUUUAAUAUCCCUUGUGAAAUACA
Hibiscus syriacus is the source of this 1846-nucleotide messenger RNA. RefSeq names its product probable protein phosphatase 2C 80. The transcript is spliced from 4 exons. Bases 378 to 1730 code for a protein of 450 amino acids. Lineage: Eukaryota; Viridiplantae; Streptophyta; Magnoliopsida; Malvales; Malvaceae. The record is from RefSeq and is a predicted model, not a curated record.